Molecule: messenger RNA, 1861 nt
Organism: Jaculus jaculus (lesser Egyptian jerboa)
Lineage: Eukaryota; Metazoa; Chordata; Mammalia; Rodentia; Dipodidae
Gene: Arpc5
Product: actin related protein 2/3 complex subunit 5
Exons: 4
Coding region: 138-593 (151 amino acids)
Biological process (GO): Arp2/3 complex-mediated actin nucleation; regulation of actin filament polymerization; cell migration
Cellular component (GO): cytoplasm; Arp2/3 protein complex; actin cytoskeleton
Molecular function (GO): actin filament binding
Source: RefSeq, a predicted model, not a curated record
CGGCUGCCGGCGACGCCCCAGAACGGAAGAGGGAAGUGAAUCGGACGCGGCGCUGGGAGCCUGGGCCGGGCUGGGCUGGGCUGGGCUGAGUGGCUGAAGCCGAGUCCACCACGACCGCCAGCAGGAGAAGGAGGAGGAUGUCGAAGAACACGGUGUCGUCGGCGCGCUUCCGGAAGGUGGACGUGGAUGAGUACGAUGAGAACAAGUUCGUGGACGAGGAGGACGGGGGCGACGGUCAGGCCGGGCCGGACGAGGGCGAGGUGGACUCGUGCCUGCGGCAAGGAAACAUGACAGCCGCUCUCCAGGCAGCUCUGAAGAACCCUCCUAUCAACACCAAGAGUCAAGCCGUGAAGGAUCGGGCAGGCAGCAUUGUCUUGAAGGUGCUCAUCUCUUUUAAAGCCAAUGAUAUUGAAAAGGCUGUUCAGUCUCUGGACAAGAAUGGUGUGGACCUGUUAAUGAAGUAUAUUUAUAAAGGUUUUGAGAGCCCAUCUGACAAUAGCAGUGCUGUGUUGUUACAGUGGCAUGAAAAGGCACUCGCUGCUGGAGGAGUAGGGUCUAUCGUCCGCGUUUUGACUGCAAGGAAAACUGUGUAGUCAUAGUCCAGCCGGAACUGGACAUCAGUCACAGGAGUGGGAGCUGCUGGUACAAAGACCAAAAUGACCAAAUGCCACCGCUGCCCUGUGGGUAGCGUCUCUUUCUCUCAGCUUUGCCUUCUUGCUUCCUUUUUCAUAUCUGUACAGAAGAAAAUUACAUAUCCAUUUUCCUUUAAUGAAAAUUUGGAUAAUAUAGAGGAAAUAUUAUUUCAAUAGGAGUGUAUCAUCCUUUCAUAGCCAUUUCAAUGAUGUGGAUGCCAGUCUGAAAUUUAUAUACAUGUUUAAUUGUGCACUUUUUAACUCAUACUGGUUGAUUUUUGUGAUUUAUUUUUGGCUGAUACUGAGGGAUCUGAUCAGAAUUUGAAACCAGUUUCCUAACUCAUUGGUAGUCAGGAAAUUGUGUUUUGUUUUGUUUAUUCAGACUGGCAGCUAUUUACAUUGCAUAACUGGACCAUGCUUCCAUUAUUUAAGCAAAAUGUGUUUCAAGAACAGGUGGAUGAACUCCACUCCCAGUUUCCAGCUUUAUUUCUGCCUGAUGAUGCUGAAUGUAAGUGUGCUGCUUCCUUUCAGUGUCACUUGUCUCCUGGCCUCACCAUCUCUUCAUGGCCACCCAGGGUACAGAGCAAGCGCUCUACACAAACAUGUUUAUAAAAUGUCAGAGUCUGUUUGAUGUGAACAUCAAACUUUGUUCCGAUAAUGUGGCUCCAUUUGGGGAAACUAAUACAAAUCUGAAAGGACUCAGAAACUAUGGUAUAAUUCAAAUUCUAGGCAGCCUCUGAAUGAAAUACUACUUUCUUUAGAAAUACAGUAGCUGCCUUAAACAUUUAUACAAGUAUUUAUAUGCCAUUUAAUAUGCCCUAUGAAUGUCUUCAGUGUUCUUCAGGUAAUUGGGAUCCCAGAAAAUUGGUUCAGAUCCAAACAAAUACAUGCUCUGUGUUUCAGCUCAGUGUUUUUUUAAAAAGCAAAAAUGCCACACUGAAAAAUUGUUUACUUUGUUGGACAAACCAAAUUGGUUCUCAAAAAAUGACCGGUGCUUACAAAAAGUUAUUAUUGCACAGUAGUUCCAAAACAACCCACCCAGACACAUGCGGCCAAGAGGGAACCAGCUUGUGUUAGUGUUUACUUAAAAUGCCAGUCUCAGUCACUGACUUGUAUGGGAACUGGUGCAGAAAUUCUACAAACUCUUUGCUGUUUUUGAUAUCUACUUUUUGUUUUGUUCUGUUUUGUAAAAAUGAUAAACCAGAAAAUAAAUUGUCAGUGUUGAAUAA